AUGUCUGAGGACUCUGAGCUUCCAUGGUUUGCUCGUCUGGUUAACCAUGUUCUUACGCCCGGAUCUGCCUUGUCGCCCACAGUCUGGAUAGCGUUCAAUGUUGUGAUGUUCGCACUAUUCUUCUCUUGGAUGAUGAUAGUCAUUGCCAUGCCGGAUAACAUUCACGUGUGGGCGUUUGGUUUCCUUGGAGCUGGUUUAGCCUUCUCUACGAACUGGUUUUUUAAGGAGCUUUUCGGUCGCGGACUUGAUACCGAGAUAGAAAAGAAAGAUACUGUCUCAGACCAUUCGGAGUUACAUACCAAAAAGGAAAACUGA
Molecule: messenger RNA, 315 nt
Organism: Trypanosoma theileri
Lineage: Eukaryota; Euglenozoa; Kinetoplastea; Trypanosomatida; Trypanosomatidae
Exons: 1
Coding region: 1-315 (104 amino acids)
Biological process (GO): vacuolar proton-transporting V-type ATPase complex assembly
Cellular component (GO): endoplasmic reticulum membrane
Source: RefSeq, a predicted model, not a curated record